GAGGGAGGGAGGGGGACCCGCGGAGGAGGAAGCCCACCAAGUCCGGCGGCGGCGGCGGCCGGGAGGCGGAGGACGCGGCGGCGGUGGGGACGCGGUGACUUAGGGCCGCUCCGUGUGUUUUCCUGCUGCACCGGCUCUACGCCCUCCACCUCCUUCCCUGUGGUUUAACCUUCCUCUUUCCCCUAGUGUUUUAUGCACAGCCAACUACGUAAAGAUUUGCAUUUCUUCCCCCCUCCCUGCUCCGCACCCCAGCCCCCACCUCCUUGAAAAACAAAACCCAACCUCGCAAAACCUCUCCGGACCUGAGGCUGCGAGGCGCAAAGGGGUUGAUUUGUGGAGUGGGAGUCGCUGGUCCAUUGCGGUGCUCGGGGCUCAUUAAACUGUCACUCGCCCCCCACCCCACUGGUCUGCUUUUUUUCCACCGAUGUAACAGACCUGGAGCCAGCAAGACUCAGAGGAAAGGACUUAAUCAGGUUUAUGUGUCCUAAAGGUUAUGAAGACAGUAUGGAGUUUCCAGACCAUAGUAGACAUUUGCUGCAGUGUCUGAGCGAGCAGAGACAUCAGGGUUUUCUUUGUGACUGCACUGUUCUGGUGGGAGAUGCCCAGUUCCGAGCGCACCGAGCUGUACUGGCUUCAUGCAGCAUGUAUUUCCACCUCUUUUACAAGGACCAGCUGGACAAAAGAGACAUUGUUCAUCUGAACAGCGACAUUGUUACAGCCCCAGCCUUCGCUCUCCUGCUUGAAUUCAUGUAUGAAGGGAAACUCCAGUUCAAAGACUUGCCCAUUGAAGACGUGCUAGCAGCUGCCAGUUAUCUCCACAUGUAUGACAUUGUCAAAGUCUGCAAAAAGAAGCUGAAAGAGAAAGCCACCACAGAGGCAGACAGCACCAAAAAGGAAGAAGAUGCUUCAAGUUGUUCGGACAAAGUCGAGAGUCUCUCUGAUGGCAGCAGCCACAUGGCAGGCGAUUUGCCCAGUGAUGAAGAUGAAGGGGAAGAUGAAAAAUUGAACAUCUUGCCUAGCAAAAGGGACUUGGCGGCCGAGCCUGGGAACAUGUGGAUGCGAUUGCCCUCGGACUCAGCAGGCAUCCCCCAGGCUGGCGGAGAGGCAGAGCCACACGCCACAGCAGCUGGAAAAACAGUAGCCAGCCCCUGCAGCUCAACAGAGUCUUUGUCCCAGAGGUCUGUCACCUCCGUGAGGGAUUCGGCAGAUGUUGACUGUGUGCUGGACCUGUCUGUCAAGUCCAGCCUUUCAGGAGUUGAAAAUCUGAACAGCUCUUAUUUCUCUUCACAGGACGUGCUGAGAAGCAACCUGGUGCAGGUGAAGGUGGAGAAAGAGGCUUCCUGUGAUGAGAGUGAUGUUGGCACUAAUGACUAUGACAUGGAACAUAGCACUGUGAAAGAGAGUGUGAGCACUAAUAACAGGGUACAGUAUGAGCCUGCGCAUCUGGCUCCGCUGAGGGAGGACUCGGUCCUGAGGGAGCUGGAGCGGGAGGACAAAGGCAGCGACGACGAGAUGAUGACCCCCGAGAGCGAGCGGGUCCAGGUGGAGGGCGGCAUGGAGAGCGGUCUGCUGCCCUACGUUUCCAACAUCCUGAGCCCGGCGGGCCAGAUCUUCAUGUGCCCCCUGUGCAACAAGGUCUUCCCCAGCCCGCAUAUCCUGCAGAUCCACCUGAGCACGCACUUCCGCGAGCAGGACGGCCUGCGCAGCAAGCCGGCCGCCGACGUCAACGUGCCCACCUGCUCUCUGUGCGGGAAGACGUUCUCCUGCAUGUACACCCUGAAGCGCCACGAGAGGACUCACUCGGGCGAGAAGCCCUACACGUGCACCCAGUGCGGCAAGAGCUUCCAGUACUCGCACAACCUGAGCCGCCACGCCGUGGUGCACACGCGCGAAAAGCCGCACGCCUGCAAGUGGUGCGAGCGCAGGUUCACGCAGUCCGGGGACCUGUACCGGCACAUCCGCAAGUUCCACUGUGAGUUGGUGAACUCCUUGUCCGUCAAAAGCGAGGCGCUGAGCCUGCCCGCUGUCAGAGACUGGACCUUAGAAGAUAGCUCUCAAGAACUCUGGAAAUAAUUUUAUAUAUAUAUAAAUAAUAUAUAUAUACCUAUAUAUAAAUAGAUCUCUAUAUAGUUGUGGUACGGUCUAAAAGCAGUCUUGUUUCCUGGAACUGAAAGGUUGGGGUAUUAACUUGUUUUUGCACUUUAGAAUAGCAUGAGAAUCUCACUAAUUUAGCAUUCUGGUAAAAGAAACUUUAGAGCAAGUCGGAGAAUAGAGAGGUGUUUUUCUUUCUUUCGAGGGGGGUAGGGGAAAUAAGCCAAUAAGAACCUUUGAAACAAAUCGUCCUAUCACAAAAUGCUUUCCUAGGGCCUAUUUUGUCAGCACUGCGGUGUCUUUUGAGCUCUCUCUUUUUUUCCCCCACCUUUUCUUUUUUUUUUUAAGUAGAAAUUCCCUCCAGUUUUAUUAGCCUCUUUAUAUGUCUCAAAUUGCAUGAAUCUUUUCUGGCUGUUGGAAACCUGAAUGCUUUUAGACCCAAAUGGAAAAUUUCUGAAAUGCUGGAUUAUCUAUUUUUAAACAAGCAGUUGACUUAAAACUUUCUGUGGCAACUUCUGGUUUUCUGACGGUUCCCAAUGAGAGAAAUUCUGAAAGUACACUGGGAUCACUGGGACGCUGUCUUUGUGAAGGUUUGCUUGGGAUGAAAAAGGAUAUUGCAGCUUCAGCAGUGUUGAACUGUGUGUUGAAAAAUGUGAAUUACUGUUAUUGUAUACUGUAAUUGAUUACAGGGGCUGGGGGGGUGUCAAAGGACUUGACAGGUUGUGUUGAUGCUCUUAGUUGAGUCUUGAAAAGUAAAUAUUAACGCUACAGAAAUGCAUGAGUUUCAAUAUAUUUUUUGUCUUUGUUUGCAUUGUAUAACUUUAACGAGUGAGUUUAAAAUUAUUUAAUUUCCUUAGAAAAAUAGCACCAUUUGGAAAAAAAAAACCUGGUGUUAUGAAGAACGUUAAUGCACUGUUUUUAUUUUAUAUAAUUUAAAUUGACUUUCCCACUGUCUUUAAGUUGAAACUGUUAAGCUGAAUAAAAACUUAAGCUGCAAAUUGAUAACUUCGCUACGUAACAAGGAAAAUAUAAAUGUUUACAAACGGCUUAAAGAUUUGCAUGUGCAGUGUGCAUUUUAUAACAAAACUUCUAAUUGCACAAAACCCAGGCCAGCUCAAAGUUUAGAUGUACACAUUUACCCAGUUGAGCGUUUUUAGAGUAACUACUGCACAAAUUGACAAUAGGUCAUUCUCUUUUUUUGCUCCCCUUUUCUUUUUCUCCCCUUCUUCCUUUCCCUCCCUUCCUCCUUCCCUCCCGCCCCUCCCCCAUCCUCCCCCAAACUCAUGAAAAGAUUCUAUGGACUGAAAAAGCCCCAGGCUGAAAGGACUGGACUGCCUUGAUUGACAUGGGGAAGGGGGUUAGUAGACUAUGUGUAUCGCGGCAGCAGAGGCUGCAGCCCAACGUGUGGUUUUAAUGACCAGCACGCAGGGCAAAGCAUUUUGCACAGUGUUUGUUUUCCUGUCUUGCACUUACAAAUAAGGUCUAUGGGAGUAGCAUGGAAAACGUUUGCUGUUUUUCCCUUUUUUUUUAAUUGCUUUUGUUUAAAAUUUGAUCGCCUUAACUACUGUAAACAUAGCCUAUUUUUGUGCUUAAGAUACUGAAUGGAAAACUCCAUUGUGUGUUGCUGGACUGUUUUGGAAAUAUUUGGUCAAAUGUGUGUUAAUUUGGCUGUAAUGGCAUUUAAAGCAAACAAACAAACAAAAAAAAAGCUGUGAAAAUGGCCUUGGAGCAUUAUCUUUAGUUACUUGAAGAGUUUCUAGUUUUUUUAAAAUACAGUUUAUGUUAAAAUAAUUUUUAUUAAUUUAGAGAAGACAAUCAAUGUCUGUGAGAAAACGGACUUUCUUUUGGAUUUUCUUUUUGUGGUCAUUGUGAGUGAUUGCUUUUUCCUUUUAUUAGUUUCACAUUCUUCCUUUGUUCUAAAACUUAGACUGACAUCUAGCUUUGACAAUCAUAGUAUGUUUUAUUUUCCUGAGGGGGGAAUAACUUAUAAUGCUGUUUAGUUUUGUACUAUUGGUGUGUUGGUGAAUUUUUAAACUGUGUGCUAACUGCAAUAAAUUAUAUGAACUGAGAA
Messenger RNA from Kogia breviceps (pygmy sperm whale), 4162 nucleotides. NCBI's taxonomy places the organism in Eukaryota, Metazoa, Chordata, Mammalia, Artiodactyla, Physeteridae. The record is from RefSeq and is a predicted model, not a curated record.